CGGCCGGCGUGAUGGGCGCCCCUUCCUCCUGCCCCUUCUCCGCAGGCUUUGCCUCCCCCUGCGCCUUUCUGGCCGCGCAUUCGGGCACUAACGGCAGCACGCUAUGGGAAAGGCCCGUGGCUGAAGAUCUCCUGCUGGUGGACUGCUCGGCGGAGCACGGUGGCUCUCCAGCCUGCCUCGUCAUCGGGAGCCCUGCCUUCCUAGCCCUCCUCGACCUGGAAACAGGCCAGACUCGGUGGCAUGAGGCAGCCAGCUUUGGGGUUAACUCUACAGUCCUGAGUCCCUUACUGAAGAUCCCUGAUAUCAACAGAGAUGGGGUGCCUGAUUUCUUGGUCUUUGCUGCAGCAGGAGAGGAGAUUAAAAGCUUCUUCUAUUCAGGGACAUCUGGCACCCAGAUGAAGUUUAGCGGAAGCCUGCGUUUGCCAGGAUGGAUUGGACACCUCUUGCACAUCACCAAGAGCGGAGCCCACUACGUCCUGUUCUACACGGCAAAGGCUCUGUUUGCCUACUCUCUGAACCAGCUCUAUCACAUGGCUGUGGGUGCAGCAAGCCCAGCCCUCGCUGACCUGAAGGAAGACGCACACUGGGAGAGGGUGAUUCAGCACAGAGCCCAAGAGGUCCCCCUAGCCAGCUCUGGAGACAUUCAGUACGUGACGAAAAUGUCAGAGAAACCAGGGAGCCAUAUUUUGGUUGCAAGAUCAGCUAUGUUGGAGCUGGUGAAUGGGCAGCAGCUGGGUUCAUUGUGGGUUGUUGGUGUGCCACACAUCCUGAGUGAGCCAGUUCUUGGAGCCUUUGGUGCUGACGAGAUUGCCAUGGCCGUUGAAAGCAGAGUCAGACACAAGACAAAGAAGAUUACAAUUGUGGAUGGCAGCUCUGGAGCCAUCAAGUGGGAGGUGGAGCUGCUUUCAGAAACCCGGAGUCCCAAGCCAGCCACUCUUGCGACUGCUGAUCGUAGAUCCGUCUUCCUCUUUUGGGGCCUGUACCAGGAGGAAAGAAAUGGAACUGGAUCUGGGCAAGGAGCCCAGCAGCAGCGGCUGUACCUUUUCCAUCCCUCCCUCCCCAACACCCUCUUGGAGCUGACCAACAGCACCGAGCCCAUAGUGGCCUUUGAAGGGUUGCUUUUCGAGCGGAGCCGUCAUGCCUGUUAUGUACUGCUGGCGGGCCCCCAGGCUGGCAGCUCUCCUGGGAGGGUGGUCCUGUCAAAGCGGAAGCUGAAGGAAGACAUUUUCGGCAGCCACGUAAUCUGGCUUAACCAGAUGCCCCAAGAUACUGACCAGAAUGUGCGGGACCAUUUCCACCGAAUGAGAUUCCGUAGCUUUGGGUGAAGAGUGCAACCCCUGCGGAUCGCCAGUCUGAAGCCAGCCAGGGAGAAGGCAGCCUGUACUGGGCUCCUGGAACAGUUUGGUUAGUCCACAGCCAGGAUUUGAAUCCCUUUCUGUGGAUGGGGUGUAGAGGCACUUGGUUAAGCAACAACAGAACGUGGAGGGUGGAGACUUUGUGCCCCUCUCUGACCAAAAGGGGCAUCUAUUCCCCACGGAGGGGAAAGGUUCCCAGAGAUGGUGCAACUGGGGGUGGGUGCAGUUCUAACAGAUUUCCUGGCACAGAGGCCUCUGAUUCAUAUGCCAUCUGGCUCUUGGUCAUCCGUCCCACUGGAGCAACUGACUCUGUGUGGCUUGGCUGCUGUAACUGCAUCAGCCCCCUGAAGUGCCUUGAGAGCCCUCUCAGAGGCAUAGCCUGCUUGGAUCCUGCGACUGCCCAGGAGAAUCCUGUGCGGAACCACUGGAGCAGCUCAACCUGCCUUGGCCUCCUCUGCUCCCAAAGUAAUGUGCUCAGGCUAGUUCUGAUCUCCAGCUCACAGGCACGCAGCCGGGCAGGUCAGCCUUGCCGGAUACCAGGGGCAACCCUCUCUUCUGCCUCCUUGUUUUCUUUCUCCCAAGCCUCAGGAGCUGCUUUUUCUGUCACAGUCUGAGAUGGAGGAGCUUUACAGAGCUGAAGUUCAUUUAUCUGGCCUGUCCUGGGUUCAGACUUGCAAUUUCAAUAAAUUCAGCUUUUGCCCACGAA
Python bivittatus (Burmese python) is the source of this 2061-nucleotide messenger RNA. Lineage: Eukaryota; Metazoa; Chordata; Lepidosauria; Squamata; Pythonidae. The record is from RefSeq and is a predicted model, not a curated record.